UUCUCCAGUAACAAAUCGAAGAUACUGGAACGUCGUUUACGCUAUUUGCGAGAUUACUUGGAUUACAAGUUGUAUGUAGAUGUGUGUCGGGGUCUUUUUGACAGGCAUAGGAUAGUCUUCUCCUUAUUACUAUGUGCCAGGAUCUUAAUAGCUAGAAACGAGAUCAGGCUCAGUGAAUUCAUCUUCUUCCUAACUGGAGGGGUAAGCUUGGAGAAUCAUGUACCUAACCCUGCUCCAGAAUGGCUAUCAGUUCCAAGCUGGGAUGAACUCUGUCGCCUCUCUGAACUCAACCCUUUCAAUGGACUCAAAGAGCAUAUCAGAGACAAUAUCACCGAAUGGAAGAGGUUUUAUGAUUCUAAGUCACCGCAAACUACACCUCUUCCGGCUCCUUGGAAUACUCAGCUUGAUAACUUCCGUACUUUAAUGGUUCUAAAGUGUAUUCGUUCGGAUAAGGUAGUGCCAUCUGUGGUCGAUUAUGUUCGUGAUAAACUCGGCCAAAAAUUUGUGGAACCACCAGCAUUUGAUCUCUUAAAAAGUUAUGAAGAUUCGAAUAGUAUUGCUCCACUCAUAUUCAUUCUCUCCCCAGGAGCAGAUCCGACCAUGGCCCUGCUCAAAUUUGCUCAUGACAAGGGUUUCGGAGGUGCAAGGUUCCAAUCAAUAAGUUUGGGCCAGGGUCAAGGACCCAUCGCGGCAAAACUGAUCGAACGUGCUCAAGCGGAGGGAUCUCAGUUGGAUGCCAGAGAUGGGGAAGAUUUGUGA
This is a messenger RNA of Rodentolepis nana, 759 nucleotides long. The record is from the annotation of a GenBank genome assembly. Lineage: Eukaryota; Metazoa; Platyhelminthes; Cestoda; Cyclophyllidea; Hymenolepididae.